CAAACCAUUGUUUGGGUUGGAGAGGCCCUAAGGGCUGCUACCACCCCCGCACAAGGGGAUUGCGCACAAGCCCCCGAUGGAGGCAGGAGUGGCACUUCCUUGACCGUCCGCAGCCCCCGCUCAUUCUCCCAGUUCCCAGCCAAGUCCCAGGUGAGGAAAGUGAGGCCCAAAGUGCUUCUGUCACUCAAGGUUUCAGUCUAGGGUAUUGACCUGUAACACAUCAUGCUGAGGAACUCGACUGGGCACCAGAAGGAGCUAAGAUGCAGGUUUCCGAUGACCAGUGAGAAAUAUGAGUGCUCGAGUAAGAUCAAAAUCUAGAGGAAAGGGAGAUGGAAAAAAAUCUAAGCUGGAUGAACCUGGAGUUGCUAAGCAACCAGGUAAAAAAAUACCUCAAAAAAAGGAACCACCUACUGAGGAUCCAGAUGUUGAGCCUGGACAAGAGAGAGAAGAAGGAGCAUGUGGGGUUCAAGAACCUGAACUGGAAGCUGAAAGCCAGGAAAAGGAAAAGGGUCUGGAAAAGACUGGAGGUGAGCGUGGAGAUGGCCCUGAUGUGAAAGGGAAGACUACACCUGAUCUGGCAUUUGCUAAAGUUCAAGAAGCAGGUGAUGGACAGUCAUAAGUUAAAAAGAAGAGAAGCUGAAGCCACACAUACAGUUUGUUAUAUUGAUAAUUUGGCUUAAAUUCUCUCAAUAAAGAUUUAAAGUUUGCUCUGAA
Messenger RNA from Lontra canadensis (Northern American river otter), 714 nucleotides. It is a transcript of the gene PAGE4, whose product is annotated as PAGE family member 4. Bases 290 to 619 code for a protein of 109 amino acids. The record is from RefSeq and is a predicted model, not a curated record. The transcript is spliced from 6 exons. NCBI's taxonomy places the organism in Eukaryota, Metazoa, Chordata, Mammalia, Carnivora, Mustelidae.